Molecule: messenger RNA, 579 nt
Organism: Pseudozyma flocculosa PF-1
Lineage: Eukaryota; Fungi; Basidiomycota; Ustilaginomycetes; Ustilaginales; Ustilaginaceae
Exons: 4
Coding region: 1-579 (192 amino acids)
Biological process (GO): regulation of transcription by RNA polymerase II
Cellular component (GO): mediator complex
Molecular function (GO): transcription coregulator activity
Source: RefSeq, a predicted model, not a curated record
AUGGCGUCCGCAAACAACCGACCACGCACCAUCACCCCGACAUCGCCCUCGCCCUCUCCUUCGCCUCGCCAGUCUGCCGCCAACCUGCCCCGUUCGGCCGCCGCCGCCGCCGCCGCCGCACCGCCCGCCCGAGCCGCACCACCACCGGCCGAAUCGCAACAGGCGCCGCGCUCGCACGAGGAGCUGGUCCGCGCAGACCUCGAGAACAAGACGCGCGCCAUCGUCGAUAACCUCUACCAGAUCGCCGUCAUCGCGGCCGAGACGCAGCCAGGUUCAGAGAACCUCGUCGCUCGUAAAGUGAACGAGACUGUACACGCGCUCGCGCAGCUCGACGCCACAAAGGUCAACAUCAAGGCGAUGGUGCCCGAAGACGUUGUCGAGAUGCUCGAUGCCGGCCGCAAUCCCGACAUCCACACGCGCAACUUUGUCACCCGCCUCGCCGCCGAGAACCAGUACUCGUACGGCCAGCACGCCGCCGUCAAGGAGUACAAUCUCAAGCUGACGGCCGCCCUCGACCAGGCGUUUCCGGACCUCGCCGCCGAUCACGCCGGCGCACCGCCUCCCGCCAACUCCUCGUAA